ACUUGAUAAGAAUCUUUCUAAUUCACAGAGAGGUGUAAAGAAUAAAGAUGGUGAGAGGGAAGAUAGAGAUGAAGCGCAUAGAGAACGCGACGAACAGACAAGUAACAUUCUCAAAGAGGCGUAAUGGACUCUUAAAGAAGGCUUUUGAGCUCUCAGUUCUGUGUGAAGUUGAGGUUGCUCUCAUCAUCUUCUCUCCCAGAGGCAAACUGUGUGAAUUUUCAAGCUCCAGCUUGAAGGAGACUAUUGAGCGUUACCACAAACAUGUUAAAGAUUCUCAUUUCUUCCAACAAAAUAUGCAGCGUCUGAAUCAAGAAACAGCAAGUAUGAAGAAGAAGAUUGAGCUUCUUGAAGCUUCAAAACGGAAACUAAUAGGAGAAGGUUUGAACACAUGUUCCUUACAAGAACUGGAAGAGAUUGAACAACAGGUGCGAAAGAGUGUCAGAAACGUCCGAGCAAGAAAGAAUCAUAUAUUUAAGGAGAAAAUGGAGAAACUACAAGAAAAGGAAAAACUCCUAACAGCAGAAAAUGCAAGGCUUUCUGAGAAGUGUGGUAUGCAGGCACAUGUGGAGACUGAUUUGGUCAUCGGACUUCCAGAAACAGAAUCAUGA
Neltuma alba is the source of this 608-nucleotide messenger RNA. RefSeq names its product MADS-box protein SOC1-like. The transcript is spliced from 7 exons. Gene Ontology annotation, molecular function: RNA polymerase II transcription regulatory region sequence-specific DNA binding; DNA-binding transcription factor activity; protein dimerization activity. Gene Ontology annotation, biological process: positive regulation of transcription by RNA polymerase II. NCBI's taxonomy places the organism in Eukaryota, Viridiplantae, Streptophyta, Magnoliopsida, Fabales, Fabaceae. The record is from RefSeq and is a predicted model, not a curated record. The coding region runs from base 48 to 608 and encodes 186 amino acids. Gene Ontology annotation, cellular component: nucleus.